Wallemia ichthyophaga EXF-994 is the source of this 3252-nucleotide messenger RNA. Its product is annotated as putative ubiquitin carboxyl-terminal hydrolase 12. Gene Ontology annotation, molecular function: cysteine-type deubiquitinase activity. The record is from RefSeq and is a predicted model, not a curated record. NCBI's taxonomy places the organism in Eukaryota, Fungi, Basidiomycota, Wallemiomycetes, Wallemiales, Wallemiaceae. The transcript has 3 exons. Gene Ontology annotation, biological process: protein deubiquitination. Bases 1 to 3252 code for a protein of 1083 amino acids.
AUGGUAUCGAAUAAGCGCAGCUUUAGAGAUUUAGAAGGUGUACAUCACUCUGAGAGCCCUUCGAAGCGCAACAACUCAGAAGAGCGCGAAGGUGAAAUCGCUGACGACGCUCAAAUUGAAAUUGAGCAGCCAACAACUCCUUCAAUCCAAGACAACGUUCAGGAUCUCUCUAUUUCUCAAGAUUUAUCUCAAAUUUGGAAUCUCAUUUACACUGCUUUGUCCUAUCCUCUAGAGCAAGGUGACAUUUGGUAUGUUAUCCCUAAAAAUUGGCUCGAUCUAUUAGAAAAACGCGUAAAAGGCGAGAUAUCUGAUGAAAUUGGUCCAAUUCCAACUGAAAUUAUUACCGAUGAUUGCUAUUUAUUACCAAAUCUACAACUCGGUGAGCAUAUUGAAAUGGUUCCGGAACACGUUAACAAGAAGUUGGACGAAUGCUUUGGCUACAAUGGUCCUCUCAUCCAGCGUGUAGUCGUUAAGACAUCGGAAAUGGCAAAUUCAGAGAGAGUUGAACUUUACCCGCCUACAUUCAGAAUUAUAGCUAUUGAAUCACAAUCGCAAUCGUCAUCUACGUUGGUUGUAUCCGAGCAGGAGAUAAAGUUUAACCUUUCAAUCGAAUCACCACUGUCAACGCUACUCAACAUGUCAAUCGCAACGCUCUAUCCUGACAUGGUCAACGACUCAUCAGAUAUCUCCUAUAGAGCACGUCUUUGGCGCGUACCGUACAACAUCUCAUCGCCAAUCAAGAUUGAUACAUUAUACUACCUCCCCAACUCGGAAAGAGAGGCCAUUGAAACGUCAAACGGUAACAUGAAAAUAAAUGAAGCAAUGCUCGAAGAUGGUGGGACAUUCUGUUUAGAAGUCUGUGAUAAACUAGGCAAUUGGGUUUACGACGACUACGAACAAAAGAUGCUGAGUCAACCAUUCGGAAAACCUGGCCUCAUUGAUAGACUUGAAUCGCAGCAACAACAGCAGUAUCCUUCUCAAGACUCUAAAGUGAUGACACGUUCACAAACAUCUCAACAAAAGGUCAAAACCAAAGGUUUGGUAGGAUUGCAGAAUUUGGGCAACACUUGCUUUAUGAACUCAGCCUUACAAUGCUUGAGUAACACGUCAGAGCUGAGUAUUUACUUCUUGAGUGGACUUUUCGAGAAAGAGUUAAACCCAGAUAAUCCACUGGGUAUGUCAGGCCAAGUAGCUGAAUCCUUCGGUCAAUUGAUUAACAAACUUUGGUACGGCGUCUCAUCCUCGGUUGCACCCCGUGAAUUCAAGUACACCUUGUCUAAGUUUGCACCAUCAUUUGCAGGCUAUGGUCAGCAAGAUACGCAAGAGUUUCUGGCUUUUCUUCUAGAUGGCUUGCAUGAAGAUCUCAACAGAAUUAAGAAAAAGCCAUACACUGAGAUACCUGACUGGGAGGGCGGUAGUGCCGUUGAUGUAGCAAAAUUGGGCAAAGUUUGCUGGGACUUAUAUAAGCAAAGGAACGAUAGUAUUAUUGUUGAUUUGUUCCAAGGUCAAUUCAAAUCUACCGUCAAUUGUCCUGAAUGUGACAGGGUUUCAAUAACUUUUGAUCCAUUCAUGUAUUUGACGUUACCGCUGCCAAUUAAGUCAAAAUGGUAUGGAAGUGUUUACUUUAUUCCAUUUGAUUAUAACAAAAAGAGGUUAAGAAUUGACUUGGAGCUUUCUACAAAUUCAUCUUUCAAAGGUUUGAAGAAUAAGGUGUCGUCACUUACUGGUGUUGAAUCAACCAACUUAUGGGUCGCUGAAGAGUACAAAGGAAAUAUUUUCAAAACAUUCUUAGACGAUGAAUUGGUCAGUGAAAUGCAAACAGGUGAUAUAUGCUUCGUUUAUGAGUUACCAAUACACAUACCACAAGAUAGAAAGGAUAAAGUUAACAGAGUGUUUGAAACUGAUUGGGUGAUAUGUCCUGUAUACUCAUCAGCAUUCCAAGACAACUCUUCGACUUAUUCAAGCGGUGAUGUUUUUGGUAAACCUAUGAUGAUUGCUUUGCCUAUAGUUGAUGCACAGAAUUUCGACAAGAUUUACCAAGCUAUCAUGGAGAGGUAUGCACACUUUGUCGUAGAUAAAGGGACCUUUAAUCAGAUCAAAGACAAUAGAGAUAGUGUUACACUUAGACAUUUAGAAGCCCCAUCCAGCUCUAGCUACCUCUCUAGAUCAUCAGAUGUUAACACUGGAAGAAACUCACAAUAUGAACGUAACAAAAAGUCAGAUCUCAAGGUCAGGGCUGGAAUCGCUGAGAAGUUAUUACAAUCUACAUCUUUAUCAGCACAAGCCGCUCAAAACAUCGAGCACAUUGAGCAUAUUGAAGAUGUGAAGGAAAUUGAUGAGGAGGGUGAUUCCAAGAUGAAAGAAGGUGGUGAUGUACAAUCAACUCCUUCACAGAGCGUCGAAGAAAUGUAUUCGACAGUGGAUAGUGAUCGUCAGAAAAGUAUCUCAUUAAUAAAAUUCGGCGAAGCUAUUGUAGUGGAAUGGAAUCAAGAAGUAGCUGAGAAGGUGUUCGGUAAUGAUCUCAGUUCAGAAAAGUGGGAAGAAUUUGAGAUAAUCCAAGAUCCAGAGAUGGUGCAGUCGAGAGAGACGGUGAAGAACCCAAGCAAGAACAUAACAAUUGAGGAUUGCUUGGACGAAUUCACAAAGGAAGAGAAGCUGGGUGAAGAAGACCUUUGGUAUUGUUCCAAAUGUAAAAAGCAUCAACAGGCAACAAAGAAGUUCGAUCUCUGGAAAGUACCUGAUGUGUUGGUUGUUCACCUCAAAAGAUUCGCAAGUUCGAGAUACAAUCGCGAUAAAUUAGAUCAGCUUGUUGACUUCCCUGUGGAAGAAUUCAAUAUCGAUGACAGGAUUGGGGAGAAGCAAGUGGCUAAAGAGAUUAGAUUGAACGGCGGCAACCCAGCAGACGUUGGAAUUGAGAACAGUGAAGAGGAUGCAGUGUAUGAUCUGUAUGCCAUCGACAAUCAUUACGGUGGGCUCGGUGGUGGACACUACACUUCUUACGCACGCAACCAUGAUUCUAAAGAGUUCUACCAUUUCGACGACUCGUUCGUGUCCAAGGUGGACAAAGACAGUGUGAAAACACGAGCAGCGUACUUGUUGUUUUAUAGGAAGCGCACGAACAGGAGCAUCGGAGGGAAAGCUAGAGUGGAUGCGGAGGAGCAGCUGAAGAGUGAGACAAAUGAGACAAAUGAGACAAAUGAAAUUGCCGAGUCAGCUGAGGCAAAUGUUUCUUACGCCGGCGAGGAAGAAUAA